Molecule: messenger RNA, 1814 nt
Organism: Lotus japonicus
Lineage: Eukaryota; Viridiplantae; Streptophyta; Magnoliopsida; Fabales; Fabaceae
Product: NADPH-dependent aldehyde reductase 1, chloroplastic-like
Exons: 4
Coding region: 507-1388 (293 amino acids)
Molecular function (GO): oxidoreductase activity
Source: RefSeq, a predicted model, not a curated record
AACUAAUGACUAGUAUUUAAUUGAGUACUUUCCUCAUCCUUGAAUACUAUAGCAGAAUAUAUCCUCCUAUCCUAUGGAAGAUAGCUUUUAGGAGAGUUAUAAUCCAUUGUAAACAAACAAACAGUGAGUAAAUUUCAUAUUAGUGUACCAAAUGAUGACCGUGUCCAAAACCAACAAGGAAGCUGCACUCAAAACCAAUCCUUGUUUUGAUUCAAUGUGCCCUUUUCUACAGAUGUGUCCUCUGCAUGUGAUGAAUAUGACACGUCAAACACCUCCUUCUGCCACUCAUCACCGCGUGGCAUGUUCAACUUCUUCACAAACAACAUGUGUAUCUGGAUGCAAUCAUCAUCAUACACACACAACUAUCAGCAAUGUGCCCCACUACUAUAUCUUUACCCCACACAACAUCUUAAAAAGCAUCCUCCAUAUCUUGCAUUCACUUCAACAUCCACAGCAGAAACCACAUUUUCAGCCUCAGGAGAUUUCCAAAAAGCAUUUUGGUGAGCAUGGCUUCUGGUGGACAGAAAUUCCCCCCUCAGAAGCAAGAGACACAACCUGGCAAAGAACAUGCCUUGAAUCCAACACCCCAAUUCACCAGCCCAGAGUAUAAACCAUCAAAUAAACUUCAAGGGAAGAUAGCAUUAAUCACUGGUGGUGACUCUGGAAUUGGAAGAGCAGUGUGCAAUUUAUUUGCAUUAGAGGGUGCAACUGUGAUUUUCACCUAUGUGAAGGGACAAGAGGACAAGGAUGCGAGGGACACUAUUGAAAUGAUAAAAAGGGCUAAGACUGCAGAUGCUAAAGAUCCACUGGCUAUACCAGCUGACCUUGGUUUUGAUGAGAACUGCAAGAGAGUGGUGGAUGAGGCAGUGAAUGCUUAUGGCCGCAUAGAUAUUCUGGUCAACAAUGCAGCUGAGCAGUAUGAGUGUGGUUCAGUGGAGGAGAUUGAUGAGCCAAGACUUGAGAGGGUGUUCAGAACUAACAUCUUCUCAUAUUUCUUCCUGACCAGGCAUGCCCUGAAGCAUAUGAAGGAAGGAAGCAGCAUUAUCAACACAACAUCAGUGAAUGCAUACAAGGGACACCCUACAUUACUGGACUACACUGCCACCAAGGGUGCCAUUGUGGCCUUUACCAGGGGCCUUUCCCUUCAGCUUGUGAGCAAGGGAAUAAGAGUGAAUGGGGUUGCACCUGGACCCAUAUGGACUCCAUUGAUACCAGCCUCUUUCAAGGAGGAAGAAACUGCUCAAUUUGGUGCUGAUGUGCCAAUGAAAAGAGCUGGCCAGCCUGUUGAGGUUGCCCCCUCCUAUGUGUUUCUUGCCUGCAACCAGUGCUCCUCCUACAUAACUGGCCAAGUCCUCCACCCCAACGGUGGAAACGUGGUGAAUGGGUGAUGAGGAUGACUCAUGCAGAAGUUGAAAUCGAUAUCAUAUGUAACCGGUUUUGUGGUUCUUUGUGUACCUAAACUGUGUAAAGAAUGGCAAAAAAGCAGUUAUCAUAGCGCUCUAUAUGAGAGAAUAUGUAGCACCCCAGCUCUUCUGUAGUUUUGCUUUUGAAUGUAAAAACCUUGAGAAAUAAGAAACUAAUAAAUAUACCAGUUCUUUUGCUAAAGUAUGUUUUAAAUAAAACUGAAGUGUGGAUAUGUGACUUUGUAUCGUCAUAAUACUAAUACAUGUUUGAAAACUCAUUCAGAACUCAGAAUCAAUUUUAGUGUGGUUAUGUGACUUUGUAUCGUCAUACAUGUGAAAAUUUUUGAAAUAGUCAAAUCUGGUGGACUUCCAUAAAUUUUAACGAAAGUUACUUGUCUACCGUAGCUUUCA